UUCAACCACUUUAUGGCCACAAAACAGGCUUCGGAUUUAAGCCAGCUGAGCAGUAAACUGGAGUUUGAUCACCAUGGAAACCAUUUAGUUUUGUUGCCAAAGCAAAUGCUGAAAAAUAGUUAAGAGGAAAAAACCAGUGCAGUUGCAACCCAAAGAUGUUUGUUUAUCUCAGCAAAAAGAUUGCAAUACCCAACAAUGUCAAGCUCAACUGCAUUGCCUGGAACAAGGAGGAGGGCUACAUCGCAGUGGCCGGCACAGAUGGAUUACUUAAGGUCCUCAAAUUGGAUCAGGCUACUCCCAAUGGACAAAGUAAAGGUGGCUUGGCCGCUGUCUCCAAUCUGUCCAUGAACCAAACGCUGGAUGGUCACAAGGAGUCGGUGAGGGUGGUCACAUGGAACGAUGCCCAACAGAAGCUGACUUCUUCGGACACGGACGGAGUGAUCAUGGUGUGGAUGCUGUAUAAGGGAUCUUGGUACGAAGAGAUGACAAAUGACAGGAAGAAGUCCACAGUGGCUAGCAUGAGCUGGACCUCGGAUGGGUCUCGAAUCUGCAUCGUUUACGAAGAUGGGGCCAUUAUAGUGGGUUCUGUUGAUGGCAAUCGGAUCUUUGGCAAGGAGCUUAAGGGCACUCAUCUGACUGGUGUCCAGUGGAGUCCGGAUAAUCGACUGAUCCUGUUUGCUUUGGCAAACGGAGAGUGUCAUCUGUACGACAAUCAAGGGAACUUUGCUAUGAAGCUACAUAUCCAGUGCGUUAGCCUUGUUGGUGGAUCUUCCUCUAAGGCACAUCGCAUAGCCAAUAUUUGCUGGUUCAGUGGAAGAGUUCCCCCAAGCCGCAAGCGUCCGGUGUUGGCCAUUUGCUAUGAGAGCGGAAGGGUGCAGAUCAUGAGGAAUGAAAAUGAUGAUGCUCCUACAAUUUUUGACACUGGGAUGCGGAAUGUGGACGCCAAGUGGAACCAUGACGGCACUGUCCUGGCCAUCUGUGGAACCACUCUGGACGUGGCUACCCCAGCUUCGCAACGUGACUCAAACCAAGUGUGCUUUUACUCGCCGCUGGGAAAGAUGUAUCGCACCCUAAAAGUUCCGGGCACCGACAUCACGUCGCUCAGUUGGGAGGGAAAAUCGCUACGCAUAGCCAUGGCCGUGGACUCAUUCAUUUACUUCGCCAACAUCCGGCCAGAUUACAUUUGGUGCUACUUUGAAAAGACCGUGGUGUUUCUGAACAGCGGAAGUGGCUCAAGGGACUCUCCCAUGAAUGUUAUCACCUUCUGGAACACGGUCUCCAAUCAGAGUUUUCUCAAGGAGGUGGAGCCCACUUUGUGCCUGGCAUCCAGUAGUGAGCACUGCGUCUUGGGAGUGGAGUGCGUUAGUAGUAACAUCAAGGAGAUUGCUCUGAGUACCCUGGAGAAUCGCAGCAAUCCGGCGGAUGACAGGGUCUACCAGUUAUUGCUCUGCAACUCCAUUGGAACCACUGUGGAUUCCAAGUACACGGACAUUAGGCCCUGCUUUGUGGGCAUCAACUCCUGCUAUGUGGCUAUAGCUUCGCAGGAGGAAAUCCUUAUUUGGCAUUACCACACACCAAAGAGUGCUUCUACUCUGCACAAUGUGAAGGCGCGCAAGGAGAAGCGCUUCCACAUCGAUGACACCCCUACCGGAGUCGAAAUGGCCAAGGAUCUGAUGCUCAGUAGCAGCAGUGGCGAUGGUCACUCCACACAGCGGGGAAUCAAUGAUCCCAUCUGUGCACUGGCCCUCUCUGAGAAGUUGCUUCUUGUGGCUAGGGAAUCCGGAGCAAUCAAUGAGUACAGCAUAGCGAAUGUGGCUCUGAGGAACCGGCACUUGAUGAACUCCAAGGUCUACAAGAUGGCCAUAAACUGCAAUUCCACACGUGCUGCUAUCAUCGACCACAUGGGUGUUAUGACCCUGCUCGAUCUGGACGACAACAGGGAAACCCAGCUCAACUUCAGUCGGGUGGAGCGCAAGGAUGUUUGGGCCGUGAGUUGGGCCAAGGACAAUCCUCUGCUUUUAGCUCUGAUGGAGAAGACGCGAAUGUAUAUUUUCCGCGGCAACGAUCCCGAGGAACCCGUCUCCUGCUCCGGCUACAUCUGCACCUUUGAAGACUUGGAGAUCACCAGUGUACUGCUGGACGACAUAAUUAGCGUGGGUGAGCUGCAGAACUCAUCACACCUAAUACAGCUAAGGGUGAAGUCCCUGCGGGAUACCGACGAUCUUUUGGAGCAUGUGGGACUAGAGGAUGCCAAGCAGUUUAUCGAGGACAACCCGCAUCCUAGGCUAUGGCGACUGUUGGCAGAGUCUGCUUUGAAAAAACUGGAACUGGAAACAGCGGAGAACGCCUUCGUGCGAUGUGCCCAUUAUCCGGGCAUCAAGUUGGUCAAGAGGUUGCGCACCAUCCACUCAAACGAGCUGCAGAGGGCGGAGAUAUCGGCCUUCUACGGGGAGUUUGAAGAGGCGGAGAAGCUCUACUUGGAUGCAGAUCGUCGAGACCUUGCCAUAGAGCUGCGCAUGACCCUCUGCGAUUGGUUCCGCGUGGUGCAAUUAUACAGAAUGGGAGGAUCUGGUGUGUCCGACCAACAGAUGGAGAUUGCCUGGAGGGAGAUAGGCCACCACUUUGCCAACUUGCGUUCAUGGGAGAGUGCCAGGGAGUAUUACGAGAAGUCACACUAUAUGGAGGGCUACAUGGAAGCACUCUACCACCUGGAGCAGUUUGACGAUUUGGAAAAGUGCGUGGAACGAUUGCCAGAAAAGAGCCCUCUGCUCCCGAAGCUGGCCGAGAUGCUGGCCUCCGUUGGUAUGUGUUCCGAGGCAGUUCAAGCUCAUCUGCGUUUCGGCGACCAGAAGGCCGCGGUCUCAACGUGCGUGAAUCUCCGACAGUGGGGUGAAGCUGUGGAACUGGCCCAAAGAUUCCAGCUGCCGCAAGUUCAAACCUUGAUAGCCAAGCAUGCAGCUCAGUUGCUCCAAGAGGGUCGUCUCAAGGAGGCUAUUGAGAUGCAACGAAAUGCCGGCCGCCACCUGGAUGCAGCUCGGUUACUUUCCCAAAUGGCCGAGAGGGAGCAAGAGAAGAGGGCUCCGCUUUUGAGGGUCAAGAAACUCUACGUUCUGGCUGCUCUGCUGGCGGAGGAGUACCUUAAAGCGGUGGCCACGCCAGAGAUCGAUUAUGCAAGCGGAAGGAACACGCUACUGGACUCGAUUGCCCUAGAAGAUGCGGCCGCUAUCGAAAGACUAUGGCACUGUUCUGAGGCCUACCACUUUAUGCUCCUAGCCCAGAGGCAGCUGCGCUUUGGGAUCAUCCACAGUGCGGUGGUUACAGCGGUAAGGCUACGAGACUACGAGGAUGUUCUGCCUCCUGAGCACAUUUACAGCUUGUUGGCCCUGGCCAGCUGUGCUGAUCGGGCAUUUGGCACCUGCUCAAAGGCCUUUAUGAAACUGGAGCAACUGGGACACUUGCCGGAGGCAACUCUUCAGAGAUAUGAAGAACUGGCAGGAGGCAUCUUCGCAAAGUACGAUCCGGAGGAUACCGUUGGUGAAAGGGUUGAUUGCUAUUCCUGUGGAGUGGCAGUGCCAGACAGCUCACCCUCCUGCCCGGAGUGCAAUGCACGUUUUCCGGCUUGCAUUUCAUCCGGAAAACCCAUCACCCAGCCCACUAACAAUAUAUGGAUCUGCACCACUUGCCACCACUGUGCUGCUCCCACAGAGAUCUCACGGCACCGCACAUGUCCACUGUGCCACAGUUUAAUUGUAUCAAUGACAGUAGAAAUCUAAAAGUGUAGAAUCUUUAUAAUAU
This is a messenger RNA of Drosophila eugracilis, 3795 nucleotides long. It is a transcript of the gene Oseg4, whose product is annotated as WD repeat-containing protein 35. Gene Ontology annotation, biological process: non-motile cilium assembly; protein localization to cilium; intraciliary retrograde transport. NCBI's taxonomy places the organism in Eukaryota, Metazoa, Arthropoda, Insecta, Diptera, Drosophilidae. The record is from RefSeq and is a predicted model, not a curated record. Gene Ontology annotation, molecular function: protein binding. The transcript has 9 exons. Gene Ontology annotation, cellular component: intraciliary transport particle A; non-motile cilium. The coding region runs from base 156 to 3773 and encodes 1205 amino acids.